Molecule: messenger RNA, 1043 nt
Organism: Hibiscus syriacus
Lineage: Eukaryota; Viridiplantae; Streptophyta; Magnoliopsida; Malvales; Malvaceae
Product: protein E6-like
Exons: 2
Coding region: 49-804 (251 amino acids)
Source: RefSeq, a predicted model, not a curated record
UUUUAUCAUCAUCGCCUUUUCCUCAUUAGUGAACUUUCCUCUUCAGCCAUGGCUUCCAAUCCAAAACUCCUGUCUAUCAUCUUCCUCUUCGCCCUCUUCUCCAUUCAGAUCCAUGCCAGAGAGUUCUUCAGCAAAAUCCCAAGGGAAAACAACAAUGAAAAACAGCCCACCGUCAAAGAAGAGCAGCAAGAGCCCAGGUUCACUCCCCAGACCCAGAAUGGCUACGGCCUUUACGGCCCGGAAACCAACACCAAAGGAACCUAUGAACCCUAUGUCACGCCGGUUAAGUUCCACCCCGAUGAGCCCUACAGCAUGAUCCCUGAAUCCACAAACAACAACAACAAAGACGGUUACUUCCACAGCAAGAGCGCCGUCGAGAGCACCCAGAAGAAAAAUCUCGGCGAAGCUCGGUUCACCGAGAAAGGAUGGAGCACCGAACAAAACCAGAACAACAACAACAACAACAACUACUACAAUGGCAACUAUGAGUACAAGAAGAAUGCCUAUGGAGAAGCCAUGUUCACAGAGAAAGGAUGGAGCACCAAAGAGAACAACAAUAACAACUACUACAAUGGCAACAAUGGGUACAAUGGCGAGAAGCAAGGCAUGAGCGAUACUCGAUUCUUGGAGAACGGUAAGUAUUUCCAUGAUAUUAGAAACGAGAACAAUUACUAUCCGAACCAGUUGGAGAACUCGAGGGGAUUCGCUUCCAGGAACGAGUUCAAUGAGAAUCGUUACAACAUGGGAAGGUACAACCAGAACCAAGAGGAGUUCGAGGAGAACGAGGAAGAGUUCGAGCCAUGAAGGAGGGAACUGCUUGGUUUUUUCUUUAAUUAAAUCAUAAGUAUGAAACUUUACUAGUAAAGAAGAUUGAAGAUUAUUUAUUGGGUCUUGUGUUUUACUUUGUUAUUUUCAGGGUUUGCAACUUUUGCCUUUGAGGCAGAUAUGCUAAAAGAUAUGCUAUGAGAGACUUGUGUGCUUUAUAUUUCUUUUACUUUAUCAAACAAUGUAUUGAAUAAAAAUGUAAGUAUGUUUCAAUGCUA